AUGGAAGGGACACCCCCAAGCAGCGAGAGCGCUUUGUACGUCGCCCGAUUUCGUCGCAGUUGCCGCAACCGCGAGUCUUAUGACACGAUCGCGGAACUGGCGGCUGAAUUACGGCGUGCCUAUAUGGUGAAAGGGCUGCAGGCUCAGCUAGAUGAGAAGCAGGCUCAGAAAUACGCCGAGCUCGUGCGAAAGCGCGAGAUCGCCGACUUGAUUCACCAGGAACAGCAGAAAGUGCUGGAGGAGGAUCACCGGUGCCGGUCGGAGAUUCUGCGGAAGUCGGAAGAGUACAGGCGGCAGCUGGAGGAGCAGUUGACACGUAAGGAGGACGAGAAAAGAGUCAUUGUGGAGGAAGCCCGAGAGUACAGGAAGUCCUUGGAAGAGGCGGACCGAGUGCAGGAGGAGCAGGAGCGCUCGCAGGCGCUGGAGAAGAAGUGCAAGCUCGUGGAGAGGGCGAGGCGGGAAAAACUGAUCCUCGAGGAGGUAAGGGAGGCCCGUCGACGGGAGGCGCGCGAGGCGGAGGAGAGGAAGCGGCUGCGGGAUCUAGAGUACUUGAAGGAGAUAGAGGAGAGAUCGAAUGAGAUGAGCAGGCUCCGGCGGGAGCAGAUGGAGAGGCGCGAGCGUGUCCUGUUGGAAACGACGAGGAUAAUGCUGGACGCUCAGGCGCGAAAACGAGAGAGGGAAGAGCGACUGAUUGAUCUCGUGGCCGAGGAGAUCAGGUGCGAGCUUGCAAUCAGGGAGAUGGAGGAGGCGAUGCGUAGGAAAAAGAUGCAGCAAGAACUGGCAGCUAGUUUACGGGAACAGAUAGUCUUCACGGAACAGUGCAGGCUGCGUUUCGUGGAGGAGGAUAGAGCAUGGGCCGAGGAAGUUAUGAGGAAGAUCAUGGAAGAUGAGAAGAUCGCAAGAUGCACGGCGGAGGCGAAGAGAAGGCUGAAAGUGCAGUACCGGAAGGACCUCGAGUGUUUGAUUGAGCAUCGCCGCAGGAUUCGCGAGGAGGAGAUUGCUAGGAUCGAGGAAAUCGCUAAAGAGCAACAGAGAUUGGAACUACUCGAGGCGGAACGUGCGAAGGAGGAGAGGAAGCGCCUGUUGAUGAUACACGCCGCCAAUAUCGCGAACUUCGUGAAUAGAGCGACUCUCACUGCUGAGGAAAAAGAGAUCCUUGAGGAAUUAACAGCAAAAACCCAGGACCCUGAAAACGUCAAUGAUGGAGACGCGAAAAAUUGA
Messenger RNA from Monomorium pharaonis (pharaoh ant), 1221 nucleotides. Its product is annotated as vicilin-like seed storage protein At2g18540. The transcript has a single exon. Gene Ontology annotation, cellular component: motile cilium. The coding region runs from base 1 to 1221 and encodes 406 amino acids. The record is from RefSeq and is a predicted model, not a curated record. Gene Ontology annotation, biological process: cilium organization. NCBI's taxonomy places the organism in Eukaryota, Metazoa, Arthropoda, Insecta, Hymenoptera, Formicidae.